AUGCGGCACGCCCUAGAACACUGGACAGAGCAAGCGUCCUCCACCACGCCACCGCCACCCGUGAUGCCGGCCGAGUUAGCAGCAGUGGUGGAGAGGCGCCUCUCUGCCGUCUUGGCCCGCCACCAGCAGCUGGAAGAGCUGCUUUCGCAGCCUGACACGUCACCAGACGACCUGGCGAGAGCAGGCAAGGAGAUGAGCGAUCUGGCGCCAGCUGUCGCAAUCGCACUGGAGCUGCAGAAGAAGACAAAGGAGCUAGAAGACUUGCACGCCCUACUAAAGGGACAAGGGCAACCUUAUAAUGAGGACAAAGACACGAAGGGAGGGAAGACAGAAGGAGGCAGGGAGGCGGAUGAGGAGGACGAGGAGCUGCGAGCGAUGGUGUGGGAGGAGAUCGGGGUGGUGGGGGGGGAGAGGCAGGCGCUGCUGCGGAGUGCAGUGAGGCGGAUACUACCAAAGGAUGAGGCGGACAGCCGAGGAUGCAUCGUGGAAGUGCGAGCAGGCACGGGUGGCGACGAGGCAGCCCUCUUUGCUGCUGACGUCUUCCAGAUUGCAGCAGAGGGCGCAGACAGUGCAGCAGAGGGCGCAGACAGUGCAAUGUUGCAGAGAGUAGCGACCACUGAGAAAGCAGGCAGGGCAAUGUGCAUACAAUACGAGCACCCUUGCGAGGGGGUGUUCGGGUGGCUCAAGUGGGAGAGUGGCGUGCACAGGGUGCAGCGGGUUCCAGCUACAGAGAAAUCAGGCAGGGUGCACACGAGUGCUGCUACCGUAGCGGUGUUGCCCCAAGCUGACGAGGUGAGUGGUGCAGAGGGGUACAGAACGGUGCAGUGCAGAACGGGUGGGCGUGUUUGGGUGGCUCAAGUGGGAGAGUGGCGUGCACAGGGUGCAGCGGGUACCGGCUACGGAGAAGGCAGGCAGGGUGCACACGAGUGCUGCUACCGUGGCUGUGCUGCCCCAAGCAGACGAGGUGAGCGGUGCAGAAUAGUGCAGAGCGGUGCAGUGCAGAGGGUAGCGAGGGAGCACAGGGUGGACGUGUCAAUCCGGCAGGAGGAUGUGCACAUCGACACGUACUGCAGCGGGGGGCAGGAGGAUCUCCGCAUUGAUACGCAGGAGGAUCUGCGAAUCGACACGUACCGCAGCGGCGGGUGUGGAGGGCAGUCGGUGAACACGACCAACAGUGCCGUGCGCAUCACCCACUUGCCAACCGGGCUUGUGGUGGCUAUUCAGGACGAGCGCUCUCAGCACAUGGUGAGGAUGAUAGCACUCGGUGCCGUGCGCAUCACCCACUUGCCGUCGGGGCUUGUGGUGGCGAUACAGGACGAGCGGUCUCAGCAUAUGAACAAGGCCAAGGCGCUCAAGAACAAGGCCAAGGCGCUCAAGGUGCUGAGAGCGAGGCUGUUCGACCUGCAGAGGAAGCAGGCGGAGGCGUCUCGGUCGCAGCUGAGACACGGGCAGAUCGGCUCUGGUGAUCGCUCGGAGCGAAUCCGCACGUACAACUUCCCGCAGGGCCGAAUCACGGACCACCGCGUGGGGGUCACCCUGCACUCGCUGCCUCAGGUGUUGCAAGGGGAGGGCCUGGAAACGUUCAUAGAGGCCCUGGAGGCCGCAGCAGAGAAGGAGGCGAUAGAUGGCCUGGCCAAGGCAGGGUAG
Molecule: messenger RNA, 1647 nt
Organism: Closterium sp. Naga37s-1
Lineage: Eukaryota; Viridiplantae; Streptophyta; Zygnematophyceae; Desmidiales; Closteriaceae
Source: the annotation of a GenBank genome assembly